Messenger RNA from Aaosphaeria arxii CBS 175.79, 4909 nucleotides. RefSeq names its product ABC transporter. Gene Ontology annotation, biological process: transmembrane transport. The transcript is spliced from 14 exons. Bases 139 to 4611 code for a protein of 1490 amino acids. NCBI's taxonomy places the organism in Eukaryota, Fungi, Ascomycota, Dothideomycetes, Pleosporales. Gene Ontology annotation, cellular component: membrane. The record is from RefSeq and is a predicted model, not a curated record. Gene Ontology annotation, molecular function: ATP binding; ATP hydrolysis activity; ABC-type transporter activity.
AUCCAUGUGAAGCUAAGUUUUGAACUCCGUGGUAGCGGGGGUAGCAACUAGAUUACCAUCCUCUGAUCCCCAUAUCUAUUCUAUCUAUUGCCCAACUAGAGGAUUCAGGUUAGGCAAUUGAUUUUCUUUGUGGACUCAAUGGCAUUGCACACUCCUUCCAGGUGUUCGUUGGUUGACGAUACCUUUGGACCUUACGCUGGGAAAAAUUGUCGAGGCGGAUUCGACUUCACAUUAUUGUUCGAAGAUGCUUUCCUUUCCAUAGCACCUCUGGCACUUCUGCUUUUGAUAACACCUUUUCGACUUCUUUACCUUUUGAAGAAACCAACAAAGGUUUCCAAGUCCUACCUGCUUCCAGCGAAAUUGCUAUCAUGGUCAUUCCUGGCUGCUUUCGACCUGGCGCUUUUGGUUCUUUGGGCAAAGCGUUCAGGAUUCAAGACGAGGGCGGCGAUACCUUCAGCUGUUAUCAGCCUUGUUGGCGCCUUUGUACUAUGUCUCUUGUCUUACAUGGAACACGUCCGCCAUGUGCGAACAUCUUUCUUACUCAACUUCUAUCUACUCAUCACGCUCUUUCUGGAUGCCGUGCGAUCCCGGAGCUUCUCGAUCAGUAGAGAUUUGGAGAUGAUAUCGGUUCUGUUUACCACUCGAGUGGGUGUCAAAAUCUUCCUUAUCAUUUUUGAGUCAAGGAGUAAGAGAAAUCUUCUGCUACCCGGGUUCUCUCAUUAUCCACCCGAAGCAACAAGUGGAAUGUACAGCAGAGCUCUGUUUUGGUGGCAGAACCCACUGUUCCGUAAAGGAUAUUCCAACGCUUUGCGGUUAGAUGAUCUUUUCCAGCUUGACAAGCAUCUGCAAUCCGACUAUCUCCUAGAUCGAAUACAGUCUGCAUGGGACAAGCUUUCUGAGAAGAAGUCUAGGUCACUCUUCAUGGUCACAUCUGGAAGAAUCAAGUGGUCUAUUUUAGCAGUAGUCCCGCCCCGAAUCUGUCUCAUUGCAUUCAAUUUUUGCCAGCCUUUCUUGAUCAAUCGAGCAAUCUCCUAUUCCGAACAAGAGGACUCACCGCAACAUCGUAACAUUGGAUAUGGCCUUAUUGGCGCGUACGUCUUAGUUUAUGUCGGGAUCGCGAUAUCAACGGGACAAUACCAACACUUUACCUAUCGAUUCAUCACAAUGAUGCGAGGCGGCAUGAUAUCAAUGCUCUACAACAAAGCUACUGAAGUCACAUUGAGUGGCGUUGAUACGGCAUCGUCGCUUACAUUGAUGAGUGCCGAUAUCGAGCGCGUAGUCACUGGAAUGCAGACAGCGCAUGAGCUGUGGUCCAAUACUGCCGAAGUUGUGCUGGCUAUAUAUCUGUUGAGUAUUCAACUCGGAGCUGCAUGUGCAGUGCCUAUUGGAGUUGCUAUCGUAUCAUUGGUGGGUUCGAUCGGGGCAUCCAGCCUCGUCAUGCAGCGUCAAGCUCUGUGGUUGGAAGCAAUCGAAAGGCGAAUUGCAGCAACCACGGCCAUGCUCAGCUCAAUGAAGGGCGUCAAGAUGGGUGGUCUGACUGAUGUCCUUCGUGAUGACCUACACAACCUUCGCAUUCAAGAACUUGAUAUUUCCAAGAAGUUCAGGAAGCUCUUGAUCUGGACCAUGGGCUUUUCCUAUAUCUCUCCAGUAGUGUCGCCGAUUGCGACGUUUGCUGUCUUCUCGGUCAUUGCGCGCAGCAAAGCCGGAGAGUCAACGCUUGAUACAGCCACAGUGUUCACAUCUUUGUCUCUAUUCACACUCUUGACCGAGCCUCUCGGAUCCCUUAUAAUGGCUCUUGCAGCUUAUAUGGGAGCUGUCGGCUCCUUCAGGAGAAUUCAAGAAUUUGUCGAGUCCGAGAGUAAAGUCGAGCGCCGAAAACUACCAAAUAUCCGCAACAGCAUUGGCUCGGCCUCCGAACUUGAAGGCGAUGAAUCUGACAAAGGGUCUAAUGCCUCACAGAAGAGUCGAUUCUCACUUGAAGGCGACCGCAACUUUUCCAGCACUAUGGCUGUCGUGAUCGAGAACGGUUUCUUCGGCUGGGACAAGGAGAAAGAACCCAAGGGAUGCCUGCAGUCGAUCACAACGGCUGUGCCUCGAGCCAAGAUUACCAUGGUCGUGGGCCCUGUAGGUUGCGGUAAAUCGACCCUGCUAAAAGGUAUCCUAGGUGAGUUGCCGGUGAUGGGUGGCACGGUGCAGAUCUCGUCAGUGCGCAUUGCGCUGUGCGACCAGACACCAUGGCAUAUGAAUGGAACAGUACAGCAAAGCAUUGUCGGCACAUCAGAUUUCGACCAACGAUGGUAUGCGUCGGUCGUCCGUAGUUGUGCGCUGGACGAAGAUCUGCGACUAUUGCCACAGGGAGAUCAGACUGAAGUUGGAAGUAAGGGUAUUGCUCUCAGCGGAGGGCAAAGUCAGCGUAUUGCACUUGCUCGAGCAGUAUAUGCUCAAAAGGACAUUAUCAUCUUGGACGAUUGCCUCAGUGGCCUCGAUACCCAAACCGAAAAUCGAGUUUGGCAUUCCCUUUUCGGAAGAGAAGGUAUACUUCGAAGGUGCAGGACAACAGUCCUCAUUGCUUCAUCGUCUGCCAAACGCUUGCCGUAUUGUGACCACAUCGUCGCCUUGAGCAGCGACGGUUCUAUCGCAGAGCAGGGUACCUACGACAAGCUCAACCGAUCCGGUGGAUACGUGUCCAGCUUCGACCUCCCACCUCCUGACUGGGACUUUUCUCCCUCCAAGCAUCUCUACGAGGCGCCUCCAAAAUAUACCGAGCGCGCAAACUCGGCAAAGAUCACCGAGGAUGAUAUACAAGCUGAGGCGAAUCGACGCACUGGUGAUGCGGCGAUUUAUCUCUUCUACGUACGCUCCGUAGGCUGGGUUCCCACAAUCAUCUUCAUUGUUUCCAUCACAAUCUUCAUCUUCGGGCAACUCUUCCCCACCUGGUGGGUCAAAGAAUGGGCUGCGUACAAUGCGACACAUCCCAAUCAAAACCUUGGUUUCUACCUUGGUAUCUACGGUAUGCUAGGAGGUGUCGCACUUUUGUUUUUGAUCAUCAGUUGUUGGCAAUUGAUUAUUACCAUGGUUCCCCGAUCUGGUGUCAACUUCCACUGGAAACUCCUCACUACUGUGCUGGGGUCACCAAUGUCCUUCUUUGCAUCGACUGAUACCGGUGUAACACUCAAUAGGUUCAGCCAAGAUUUGCAGCUCAUCGAUAUGGAACUUCCGGUUGCGGCUUUGAACACGUUUGCCACUUUCGUUAUGUGUAUUGGGCAAAUGGCUCUCAUCGCCGCGUCCUCACCUUACGCAGCAAUCUCGUUCCCGAUUGUGGCCGCCAGUCUCUUCACUAUCCAGAAGUUCUACCUCCGUACUUCUCGCCAACUCAGAUUCCUUGAUCUCGAGGCAAAGUCACCUCUAUACUCUGCUUUCAACGAGAUGCUAGACGGUCUGGCUACAAUCCGCGCCUUUGGCUGGCAAGACUUCUUGGUCGAGAAGGCGAAAGCCUUGCUUGAUCGUAGCCAACGCCCCUUCUACCUUCUCUUUGCCGUCCAGCGCUGGCUUACAUUAGUCCUGGAUUUGAUUGUUGCGGCCGUCGCGACCUUAUUGAUCGUUCUAGUUGUCACUCUCCAUGGCAAGAUUGACCCUGGAUACGUUGGUGUCGCUCUCUUGAACGUCAUUCUGUUCUCGCAGAGCGUCAAGCUCUUGAUCUCCUUCUGGGCUCAACUUGAGACACACAUCGGUAGUGUCGCAAGGAUCAAAACCUUCACCACCGAUGCAAUCAGCGAGAAUCUCGAGGGGGAGGACCAAAUGCCUCCGCCCAACUGGCCGGGUGACGGCAAGAUUGAGUUCAGAGACAUCACGGCCUGUUAUCGACCCCAUGAGCCAGUCAUCGAGAAGCUAUCUCUUACGAUCGCACCUGGAGAAAAGGUCGCUAUCGUGGGCCGCACUGGAAGUGGUAAAUCCUCUUUGGUUGCAACACUUUUCCGAAUGUUAGACCUGUCGCAUGGUAGCAUUCUUAUUGACAAUCUACCACUACACCGCAUUCCUCGACAGGCCAUUCGCAGCCGUCUCGUCGGCCUACCCCAGGAUGCCUAUCUUCUGCCAGGCUCCGUUCGCCUUAAUGCAGACCCCUUGAAGCUCAGCAAUGACAAAGCCAUCAUGCAGGCGCUCAAGGAUGUACAACUGUGGGACAUUGUCGUCAGCAAGGGUGAUGAGAACAAAUAUGCUCAUCCUCUAGACGUACUAGUGGAGGAUCUCCAUUUCUCCCAUGGCCAGAGGCAACUGUUCUGCCUUGCCAGAGCAAUGCUCAGGAAAGAGAAGGGCAGUGUUGUCGUCCUCGAUGAGGCUACUAGCAGCCUCGACCACGCAUCUGAUACUCACGUUCAGAAAUUGCUUCGGUCAACCUUUGCGUCGCACACCAUUAUUGCAGUGGCGCACAAGCUUGACACCAUCCUCGACUUUGACAAAGUAGUCGUGAUGAACCAGGGCUCUCUCGUCGAGUACGGCAAGCCUUAUAAGCUGCUCGAACAAGAGGGCAGCUGGUUCAAGUCACUGUAUGAAGAUGUCUCCCGGCAUGAAGGGGUGGGCCAAGAUGAUGAUGUUAUCCAAAUUGCACAGUGAGGGCCGGGAUGAUUGAGCAUUUUCUAGCAUUAACAAACUCUGUUAUAUUAGGGAGCUUGGAGACUCUCCAAGUGGUUCUCAUUGUCUGGUUCACUCAUAGUUGGUAUCUUGUAUGUUUCAUAAGCAAAAAUAGUUUGUUUUGAUGUUCUGUACACGAUCAUAUGGGGUGUUUGAGGCCUUGGCUAAGGCCGAACACAGUUCCACUCACUUCAUGGGCUGGGCGGGCGUAUGAACGCAUCUUUUGCCUGUACAUACAUAAGACUUACGACUCCGAGUGGAGUCGAGUCUUCUCUACUAG